AUGUUUGUGAAGAACGAGCUGAAGAAGAUCCAGAAGCUUCUGAGUCCAGAUCACCCAGAAACUUUAAAGAGCCAGAUGGAGGAUGAGGAGAUGUUUGAAGGUGAGGAUGAAGAUGAAAGAAAGAGCUGCAGAGAAGCAUUUCUGAAGAUCACACUCCACUUCUUGAGGAGACUUAAGCAGCAUGAGAUGGCUGACCAUCUGCAGAGCAAAAUAUUUGCUCCACUCUAUAAACGUGAACUUAAAGCCCAACUGAAGAAGAAGUUCCAGUGUGUGUUUGAGGGCAUAGCUAAAGCAGGAAGCCCAACCCUUCUGAAUCAGAUCUACACAGAGCUCCACAUCACAGAGGGAGGGACUGCAGAGGGAGUGGCUGGCAUUGGGAAAACAGUCUUAACACAGAAAUACAGCCUGGACUGGGCUGAAGACAAAGCCAACCAGGACAUCCAGUUCAUAUUUCCAUUCACUUUCAGAGAGCUGAAUAUGCUGAAAGAGGAAAAGUUCAGCUUGGUGGGACUUGUUCAUCACUUCUUUAAUCAAACUAACCAAUCAGGAAUCUGCAGGCUUGAAGACUUCCAGGUUGUGUUCAUACUUGAUGGUCUGGAUGAGUGUCGACUUAAUUUGGACUUCAACAAAACUAAAAUCCUGACUGAAACCAGAAAGUCCACCUCAUUGGAUAAGCUGCUGACAAACCUCAUCAGAGGGAGCCUGCUCCCUUCUGCUCGCCUCUGGAUAACCACACGACCUGCAGCAGCCAAUCAGAUCCCUCCUCAGUGUGUCGACAUGGUGACAGAGGUCAGAGGGUUCACUGAUCCACAGAAGGAGGAGUACUUCAGGAAGAGAUUUAGAGAUGAGGAGCAAGCCAGCAGGAUCAUCUCCCACAUCAAGAAAGCUCGAAGCCUCCACAUCAUGUGCCACAUCCCAGUCUUCUGCUGGAUCACUGCUACAGUUCUGGAGGAUGUGCUGGAAACCAGAGAGGGAGGACAGCUGCCCAAGACCCUGACUGAGAUGUACAUCCACUUCCUGGUGGUUCACGCCAAAGUGAAGAGACCAGGAAGAUGA
Messenger RNA from Pelmatolapia mariae (spotted tilapia), 1056 nucleotides. RefSeq names its product protein NLRC3-like. Bases 1 to 1056 code for a protein of 351 amino acids. The transcript is spliced from 3 exons. The record is from RefSeq and is a predicted model, not a curated record. Gene Ontology annotation, biological process: intracellular signal transduction. NCBI's taxonomy places the organism in Eukaryota, Metazoa, Chordata, Actinopteri, Cichliformes, Cichlidae.